This is a messenger RNA of Heterotrigona itama, 1328 nucleotides long. The record is from the annotation of a GenBank genome assembly. NCBI's taxonomy places the organism in Eukaryota, Metazoa, Arthropoda, Insecta, Hymenoptera, Apidae.
AUCGUUUAUAAUAAAGCUAAAAGUAAUGUCAAAAUAAUUUUUAUAGUACAAAAAGCUUUUAUGAAUAUAGUACAAUUUUAAAUAUAAUAUAAUUUUUAUUAACUUUUACGUAUAAGAAUGAUUAUUGGGGAAAAAUUUUUUGAACAUUCUAUUUUGAUUAUACUUGGAAAUAGUUUAGAAAAUUUGAUUAUUAUUUAGGCAUCAUGUUUGAACCUAACCUGAAUCUACUCUUAUAUUUCCAAUAGAUAGCGCUAGAUGAUGCCUAGAAUGCAUUGUUUACUAUACCAAUUUUGAGUUUGUGUUUGUCUUUUAAAUUUAACAUAAAAAAUGAAAGUGAAAAAGGUUGUAUUACAUACUGAAGAAACACAAGCAUCUUCUGAAUCAGAUUCAGAGUACAAUUCAUCAGAUGAAGAAAAUCUUAUGAAAAACAAGUUAAAGAAAUUUAAGCUGGAUUUGCCAUGGAUCGAAAGGUUAGAUAUGGUUAAUGCAUUGGCACCUUUAGCGCCAGAGUUGGCAUUACAAAUGCAGGAACAAGAAGUGAGACGCGCGAAACAGUUGCAAGGAAAUAAGAAGUUACCUCAAUACAAUCCAACCGAUGACCCUGUUCUGAACGACUUUCGCAGGGAAACAAUGUUUCACAGACAAGCACAGGGUGCUGUUAUGGAUGCAAUUGUGCGAUUGAAGAAACUUGGCGUUCCAACAAUUAGGCCGGAUGAUUAUUUUGCUGAAAUGGCAAAAUCAGAUGUCCAUAUGCAAAAAAUCAGAGAGAAUUUAAUGAAACAGCAAACAAUAGCGCAAAGAUCAGAGAAAGUGAGACAGCUGAGGCAACAGAGGAAAGUAGGAAAGCAAAUGCAGAUAGAAGCAACUCUGAAAAAGCAUGCCGAGAAGAGAAAAUUACUAGAAGAAGUUAAAAAGUAUCGCAAGGGCGUGAGAAAAGACUUAGACUUUUUAAAUGACAAAAAGAAAUCACAGAGUCAGACUGUAGAUCAGAAAGUAGCAGCCAAGCGUAAAAUGAGGGAUGCUAAGUAUGGUUUCGGUGGAAAGAAACGUGAUAGCAAGAAGAAUACAAGGACAAGUUCUGCAGACGUUGCAGAAUACAGGAGACCUUUGAAGCCAGGGAAAAAUUUGAAAAAGAAAGGAGGAAAAUCUAAGCAGAGAGUAGGGAAAAGUCGUAGAAUACAGAUGAAAGCAAAGAAGAGGAGAUCACAACAGUGAUAAACUUAGCGAUGUACGAUAAACGUGUUUUAUACGAAAUAAUCCUACGCACUUACUUGUAAAAUAAUAGACAUAUACGUAUAAUAAAUGAUCGGAGAUAUUCUCUGUUAUUA